Molecule: messenger RNA, 3267 nt
Organism: Lingula anatina
Lineage: Eukaryota; Metazoa; Brachiopoda; Lingulata; Lingulida; Lingulidae
Source: RefSeq, a predicted model, not a curated record
UAAGUUGAUUCAACCGUGAUGAUUGCUGCUGAGUUGCAUGUGACAAGAUUUGCAGUGAACAACACGGUACAUAGCAUCAUCUUUAUAGAUUAAGGCGUUUUUUUGGGGGUCUGAAAAGUAGAAAGGGAAGCGGAGAGAAUUACAGAUGAUGGCACAAGAUAAAGAAUCGAGAACUUUUUUUGAAUUUAUCUUAAAAUAUUUUCUACCGAUGCACUUGAUAGAGAACGCAAAUGUGAAAAACAGAGUCCGCGUGGAUUUAAUAAGAGCCAUGGUUGAUGCAGGAUUAGAAAAUCUUUCCGUGCCGUUGGUACAAAACCAAUCCCCCGUUAGUUCCGGAAGUCGCUUGGAUGGGUUGUCAGUGCCGGACCAUUUCAUUGUUUCAUCUGCAGGUUCUGAAGAUGGUUCCAGAUGGUCUCACGAGGUUGCAGACAUGGAUGAAAUGACUGUUCUUGACAACCUCUUUGUUGGCAAAGAUGGUGUCUCCAAGAGUAGAAUAUUUGAUACAGAACCUACCAGAAACCCGCUAUAUAUACGACUUCAUCUUACGAAAGAAUAUGUCAAACUUGCAAAAAGAGAAGGCUACACUUUACCUAGGAGUGAGUAUUUAGGAACUCGGGCAGUGACGGACACUGCAAUGGAUGGAGUAUCUUUCACCGCAAAAGCUAUGCCCCCGGAAUCACAAUUGACAGAAAUACUUGGCCCAGCUGCUUCAUCCGUGAAUGCCAUUCCAGGUAUUAAAAUCCAGGCAGCAUUGAGUUACGACAACGUCAUAGCCUUCCGUCAUAACCUGUGGCCAGCAGAAGAAUGGGUACACAGACACCGAAAAAGCGGCUGGCCAGAUAAAGGGUUGGUCCAUCAAUGUGUUUCAGCUGGAUGCUACAUAGUUCCCGUUGGUCCGGGAGGACUCCAAGGUCUAGAAUGGCGCUAUUCAUUUACUGCCCAGGAAAGACUUUUGGCGAACUCGUUAACUUUGUUGCAGAAGAAAGUGCAUAUUAUUAUGAAGCUUAUUCAGCGCCAUUGUGUCCUUGAAGAAUUCCCGAGCACUGCUCUCAGUUCCUAUCAUUUGAAAAAUGUGCUUUUCUGGCUAUGUGAAAAAAUCCCUCGUAGUCACUGGACCGAACCAAAUAUAUAUCACCUAUUAAUCACAUUUCUUAACGAAAUGUUGGGUUGUCUUGUUCGGGGAUGUUUGCCGCAUUAUUUUGUGCCAGAGGGCAAUCUUUUCGCUCGCGUGCCCAAAGCACAUCUCCGUCAACUUGCCCGUUCCGUUAAAAAAUCGAGAAAUAAUAUGAUUGAGGUUCUAGGCACUUUGGGCAAAAAGGUCAAGUUUACUGACAUCUAUGAUGCCAGAAGCCCAAUGUUUCUCUUCAUUCAAUCCCUACAAAGUCAACCCACGGCAUCUUUUCAGCAAAUUCUGGUAUCAACCUUAGGCGCCUUAACAGACGAUUAUAUUCGCCUGAUCAGGCAUUGGCUUGGUGAGAUCAAGGCAAGCCAAGCUAAACAACCGGAUGGUUUAAAAAGCAAGGAUAACGAAGAAAAAGAUCGAAACACGUUGAACGUUCUGUCUACCCCUACGUCGCAGGACGAGGGACUGCAACAACCAAAAGAUGGAGCUUCGGAAACUGCAGGGGAAUGGAUCCAUUACCAAGGACUGUAUCACAUCGCCCUUAAUAACCUGACUGAGUGUCUUCAGCUGGCAGUUUGUGACAUGGAAAACCUAAGGAUGAAUACAGCAUGUCAGCCCCAACAUACGAGGGAGUUCCUGUUGACAGUGAUGAUGAAAUAUAUGGCAAAACAUUCCCUAGAGCCAAGCAUCGUGGUGUGGAUCCUCUCAUACAUUAACUUCAAAACUGAAAAACAUAUGAACGUAAAGUCUACUUUGGAGAAUUCGCUUGCACUCUAUGAAAAGAAUGACCCCACAGCGCUCACACGCGAGGAAUACAAUACAUGGAAAUUAAGUGUAUCCACUGCUGCUGACCACCCCGUAGUCUCGGAAUGUCUGCCAAACGCAGAAUGGCAUAAGCGAAUUAUCAUGGUCACUGAUCCAAACCUACUUCAAUGUAUUUUAAAUAUACUUUAAAAGGAAAGGAAAACAUAUUGAUGAUUAGAAAAAUAUAUAGAUGGCUAACACUCAUGUAUGACAAAAGGGCGGCUUGGAUUGAAACAAUUGGUUUUGUAUGUGUAAACAACGAAAGUUUUAUGUUGAAUCAGUUACAUGUAAAUUGUUUUAAAUUGUCAUCAAAAAUACUAUUUCAUUAACUUUAUUCAUUAAUUUGUAGGGUGAGAAGCUAUUAGUAACAUUCUGAUUUUAUUCAUAUGCUUAUGAAGAUUGAUGCAGUGUGUGUGUGUGUGUGUGUGUGUGUGUGUGUGUGUGCACGUGUGUGUGUGUGUGUGUGAAAUGGUGUGCCAUAAAAUCACCAGCAUUAUCAGGCAAAAGUGUUAUCGCGCGCAGCACGUAGACAAGCGUUACAUUCUGCCAAACGCGAAUGAUCAUGGGCACUGAUUCAAAUCUUCUUUAUUGGAUCUUAAAAGGUGUGCUGAAAGCUUUCAGAGGAAUAGAUAUUGAUAUUUAGACUGAAUAUACUGUAGUUACAUGGUCAGCAGUCAUAUUUAACAGAGACCGACUUGGGGUUCAAACAAUUGCUUUUGUAUGUAUAAGUAACAAAAGUUGUAGUAAUUGUAUAAGUUUAAUUGUUUUAAAUUGACAUUUGUGCUAAAAUUGAUAAUUAAUGAACAUCGUUUUUUUGUGGAUAGGAUGAAAAGCUAUUUUGAUAAUUUAACAAAUGGUCACAAAAAUUUGUUAUAAGUCCAUGUAUGUAUGCACAUGUGACAUGGUGUUCCAUAUCUGUUAUUUUUCAUAUAUCACCAUUAUCUGGCAGAAGCGUGACUGGGUUAAAUGAUUGGUUUAUUGUAUUGUGAGUAAAGUGUAUCUUUAGUUUGAAGAGUCUUAUCUACUGACGAAUGGCCCUCACGUAGGCCUUUAUGAACGCAUGUUAUUCUUAAGGAGAUUGCGUACAAUUUAUUCAGUAGUGUAUGAUAAUAGUAAUGAUAACGGAGUCCAAAGUUAAGUUAUCGGUAGAAGAUUAAGUACAUUCAAUGUGCCAUAUUUGAGUUUGAUACUUAAUGGGUAAAUUCAACAUUUAUUUUUCUUUUCUUUUCUAUAACACAAAACAGCACAAAUUGAUAUUACACUCAAUGUAUUGUAUUAUUUGUUACUGAAUUCCAAUUGAAAGAAAUAAAACCGACUCCCUUCUCCUAUCGGCCGGGCUA